AUGUCCGCCCCCACGCGAAGAACAACGGAGAGACCAUGGCACCAGCACCUAACGAUUGAUCUUCUAGCCUACGUCCUCAAUAGAAGCAUCUUCCACCCUUUCAUCGCAUGGCUGAUCCCGCUCUCCCUCCGCGCGAAAGUCACUCCUUACGAUGCGCCGUCCAUGAUACUCGCCAUUGCUUGGGCCGUGCUCAUCACCGUCUAUACCAUUCUCUCGUACAUCGACCGGCGCAUAGCAUACGGCCUGCCUCGUGAUGUAGACCUAGAGGAAGAAGUCAUCGUAAUCACGGGAGGAGCCAGCGGCCUGGGGGCGCUCAUUGCUGAGGUCUACGGGCUGCGCGGCGCCAGCGUGGCCGUGCUGGAUGUCAAGGAGCCCGAAGGCGAGGUCAAUGGCGUAGAGUUCUACAAAUGCGAUGUCGGGGACCGCGCGCAGGUUGAGAGGGCGGCGAGACAGAUAGAGCGAGAUCUCGGUACCCCCACAAUCCUGAUCAACAACGCCGGCAUAAUGCACGGCAAACCCCUCCUCCAGCUCACCCCCACCGAAAUCUCGCAGACCAUGCACGUAAACCUCCUCUCCCACUUCCACACCCUCCAAACCUUCCUCCCCGGCAUGCUGUCUGAGGGCCGGGGCACAAUCGUCACCGUCUCCUCCGUCCUCGCCCACAUCGGCGCAGCCAACCUGUCCGACUACACCGCCUCCAAAGCUGCUUUGCUAGCCCUUCACGCCUCGCUCGCUGCCGAGCUGGCACAGCAUCCGGACCCCGCGGCGAGGGAUAUCAAGAUGAUUUUGGUGGCGCCGGGGCAGCUGGGAACGAGCAUGUUUGAGAAGGUGAGGACGCCGUCGGCAUUCUUGGCUCCAGUGGUUGAGCCGAAUGAGUUGGCAAAGGAGAUUAUUAGGAUGGUGGAUGCGGGCGAGAGUGGGGAGAUCUCGAUGCCGCUGUAUGCAAGGUGGAUCUGGCUGUGGGGACGUUUACCUGUUGGGGUGAGGAAGUUGGUUAGAACGGCUGGGGGGAUUGAUACGGCUAUGGCGCCGUUGAGUAAGGAGGGGAAGAAAGAGCGGUGA
Coniosporium apollinis CBS 100218 is the source of this 1062-nucleotide messenger RNA. RefSeq lists its product as uncharacterized. Lineage: Eukaryota; Fungi; Ascomycota; Dothideomycetes. Bases 1 to 1062 code for a protein of 353 amino acids. The transcript is spliced from 2 exons. Gene Ontology annotation, molecular function: oxidoreductase activity, acting on the CH-OH group of donors, NAD or NADP as acceptor. The record is from RefSeq and is a predicted model, not a curated record.